Molecule: messenger RNA, 3231 nt
Organism: Suncus etruscus (white-toothed pygmy shrew)
Lineage: Eukaryota; Metazoa; Chordata; Mammalia; Eulipotyphla; Soricidae
Gene: CLSTN2
Product: calsyntenin 2
Exons: 15
Coding region: 353-2632 (759 amino acids)
Biological process (GO): positive regulation of synaptic transmission; positive regulation of synapse assembly; homophilic cell-cell adhesion
Cellular component (GO): cell surface; postsynaptic membrane
Molecular function (GO): amyloid-beta binding; calcium ion binding; X11-like protein binding
Source: RefSeq, a predicted model, not a curated record
GUGCCUUCAAGAUCCAUGGUCAGGAGUUGCCGUUUGAGGCUGUGGUGCUCAACAAGACGUCGGGAGAAGGCCAGCUCCGUGCCUGGAGUCCCAUUGACUGUGAGGUCCAAAAAGAGUACACAUUCAUCAUCCAGGCCUACGACUGUGGAGUUGGGCCCCGGGAGACUGCCUGGAAAAAGUCACACAAAGCUGUGGUCCACAUACAGGUGAAGGACAUCAAUGAGUUUGCCCCCACCUUUAAGGAGCCAGCCUACAAGGCUGUGGUGACAGAGGGCAAGAUCUACGACAGUAUCCUGCAGGUGGAAGCAGUAGAUGAGGACUGCUCCCCACAGUAACAGCCAGAUCUGCAGCUAUGAAAUCGUCACGACCCGACGUGCCUUUUGCCAUAGACAGAAAUGGCAACAUCAGAAAUACAGAGAAGCUGAGCUAUGACAAGCAACGGCAGUAUGAGAUCCUGGUGACAGCCUAUGACUGUGGGCAGAAGCCAGCGGCUCAGGACACACUGGUGCAGGUGGACGUGAAGCCGGUGUGCAAGCCUGGCUGGCAAGACUGGACCAAAAGAAUUGAGUAUCAGCCUGGCUCGGGGAGUGUGCCCCUGUUUCCCAACAUUCAUCUGGAGACGUGUGAUGGGGCUGUGUCCUACAUUCAGAUCACCACUGAGCUGCAGACCAAUUACAUUGGCAAGGGCUGUGACAGGGAGACCUACUCUGAAAAGUCUCUACAAAAGUUAUGUGGUGCAUCCUCUGGCAUCAUUGACCUCUUGCCAUCCCCCAGUGCUGCCACCAACUGGACUGCAGGGCUACUGGUGGACAGCAGUGAGAUGAUCUUCAGGUUUGAUGGCCACCAGGGAGCCAAGAUCCCAGACGGGAUUGUGCCCAAGAACCUGACGGACCAGUUCACCAUCACUAUGUGGAUGAAGCAUGGCCCCAGCCCAGGCGUGAGAGCUGAGAAGGAGACCAUCCUCUGCAACUCGGAUAAAACAGAGAUGAACCGGCACCACUAUGCCCUGUACGUGCACAACUGUCGCCUUGUUUUCCUGCUGCGCAAGGACUUUGACCAGGCUGAUACCUUCCGCCCUGCUGAGUUCCACUGGAAGCUGGACCAGAUUUGUGACAAAGAGUGGCAUUACUAUGUCAUCAAUGUGGAGUUUCCUGUUGUUACCUUAUACAUGGAUGGAGCAACAUAUGAACCGUACCUGGUGACCAAUGAUUGGCCCAUUCAUCCAUCCCACAUCGCCAUGCAGCUUACAGUCGGUGCUUGUUGGCAAGGGGGAGAAGUCACCAAGCCCAGGUUUGCUCAGUUCUUUCAUGGAAGCCUGGCCAGCCUCACCAUCCGGCCUGGGAAAAUGGAGAACCAGAGAGUGAUCUCCUGCCUGCAGGCCUGCAAGGAAGGGCUGGACAUUAACUCUCUAGAGAGCCUUGGCCAAAGAAUUAAGUACCACUUUAACCCCUCGCAGUCUGUCCUGGUGAUGGAAGGUGAAGACAUCGGGAGCAUCAACCAUGCCCUCCAGAAGGUCUCCUACAUCAACUCCAGGCAGUUCCCCACAGCAGGGGUGCGGCGCCUGAAAGUCUCCUCCAAAGUGCAGUGCUUCGGGGAAGAUGUGUGCAUCAGCAUCCCUGAUGUGGAUGCCUUCGUGAUGGUGUUGCAGGCCAUGGAACCCCAGAUCACCCUCCGGGGCACUGAGCAUCUCUGGAGACCCAGAGACCAGUUUGAAAGUACCAGAGGGGUAGUUCUCUUCCCUGACCUCAAGAUUGUCAGCACCUUGGCAAGAGCUGAGGGCCUGGGUGACUUGGAGCAGACCACAGCCCCCAAAUCACCCUUUUUAGAAGAAAUGCUUCACAACCUAGACUUCUGUGACAUUCUGGUUCUUGGAGGGGAUUUGGACCCCAAACAGGAAUGCCUGGAGCUCAACCACAGUGAACUCCACCAACGACACCUGGACGCCACCAACUCCAGUGCUGGCUACUCCAUCUAUGGUGUGGGCUCCAUGAGCUCCUAUGAGCAGGUGCUGCACCAUAUCCGUUAUCGUCACUGGCGUCCAGCAUCCCUGGAGACCCGAAAGUUCCGAAUCAAGUGCUCGGAACUCAAUGGACGCUACACCAGCAAUGAGUUCAACUUGGAGGUCAGCAUGCUACACGAGGCCCGAGCGGUGGAGCAGGAGCACGUCAACCACUUGAUUGUGCAACCACCCUUCCUGCAGUCUGUCCACCAUCCUGAAACCCAGAUCAGCAUCCGACGUGGGUCAGUGAUCCCUAGCAUUGCCACAGUGGUCAUCAUCAUCUCUGUGUGUAUGCUGGUAUUCCUCGUGGCUAUGGGCAUGUACCGCGUCCGUAUUGCCCACCAGCACUUUGUCCAGGAGAAUGAGGCAGCCAAGGAAGCCGAGAUGGACUGGGAUGACUCAGCGCUCACCAUCACCAUCAACCCCAUGGAGAAGCACCAGGAGCCAGUGCGAGGGGAAGAGGAGACAGAGGAUGAAGAGGAGGAGGAGGAAGACCUGAGCUCCAGCAGCAGCAGCGACUCCUAUGACAGCGAAGAGGAGGUGGAGAAGGCCAGGCUGGGUAGAGGCAGGGGCAGGCAGAGCCCGGCCAGGCAAGCCCAGCUUGAGUGGGAUGACUCCACCCUCCCCUACUAGCUCAGCUGCCGCCCCGCCCUAUCCCUUUUGUAUGCCCACCCCCUCGUCUGCCUGAGCCUAUCACAUGUCGCCUCUAAUUUCUCAUAGUGGGUGGGGCAGGCCUCCUUGGUACCGUACUUUCAACCUUGGUCUCUUGGUCCUAAGGUGGUUCCAGAGCCAGCAUCAUCCAUCCCCCUGGGCAUUCCCUGGAGGAGGACUUUGUCCUGUAGUCCCCAUGGCUCCUGCCUUGGGCUCACCCCAUGUAGACCUGUGCCUUGGCUCUCCCCGUGGAGGACAAGCUCAGUCUCUCUGUUGCUCCCCUUCCCCGGCCUCCUACCACCUUCACUCCCUGUUGGGUGUUCCCAGAACCUUCGGGUUCCAACUCACUGUGCGUACUUCCUCCCAACCCCAUGACCUCUCUCCAUCAGACCAACAGGUUCCCAGGUUCCCCUCUCUGGCAGUCCUAUAGGUAGGGCAUAUGGGUAGGGCAUUGGGACUUAACACCCUGAGAUCUAAGCCUGUAGGGCUGGAAAGGCAAGUUUUGGGGAAAGCCUAAUGUUUGCAGGAAAAAAAUUCUUGGACUGACCAGACAGAGCAUGCGCAUGCCUUGAACCAACUGA